This is a messenger RNA of Trifolium pratense (red clover), 1185 nucleotides long. Its product is annotated as protein CMS1. The record is from RefSeq and is a predicted model, not a curated record. Lineage: Eukaryota; Viridiplantae; Streptophyta; Magnoliopsida; Fabales; Fabaceae. Gene Ontology annotation, cellular component: nucleus; 90S preribosome. The transcript has 4 exons. Bases 152 to 997 code for a protein of 281 amino acids.
UGGAACGGGCUUGGUUGAAGGCCCAACCCAAGAUGCUGAUAGAUAGAGCCUAGCCUAGGGGAGAGUGCAGUGUUAGUGUUAUGUUAGGGCAACGCAACGGUGAGUGAAGGGAAGGAGACAAGACAACUAACUAAGCAGGAAGAAACAAAGAAUGGCGGCGAGUGAGAAGAAGAAGAAGAAGGAGGUAAAGCGAAAACGAAAAGAAGAAGGUAAUGAUGAUAAUGAUGAUGAUAGAAUGAAUAAAAAAGAGAAAACGGAAACAAAUUCAAAUUCAAACAAGUUAGAAGGAUCUCGAGCGGAGGAGCAAUUGCGUUUCUUUUUCGAUCAAUUUCAGGCUGCUAACGGUUUACAACUUUCUUCUAUCGAGUUGGAAUCCCUCAAAGAUGCGUCAUCAUCAUCUUCCAUUUUGGAGUUGCCACAGUCAUCAUCCUCCCUCAAAAAUACAGAUACAGAUUUAGAUGUCAAAAUGUUGGGGAUAAAUAUUAAAGCUGCAUUUGGGAAUUCAUGGAGACAGGCGCUCUAUGAAAGUGAACUCGGCCACGGCGACGGUAAAAUCCCUCCCGGUAGCCCCUCAGUUCUUAUCAUCUCUUACUCUGCUUUAAGAUCCAUUCACCUUUUAAAGGGCUUUCGUUCCAUCACUAAACAAUGCAGCGCUGUCAAGUUAUUCUCCAAACAUAUCAAACUUGAAGAACAGAUUUCUUUGUUGAAAAACCGUGUUAACAUUGCUAGCGGCACACCAAGCAGGAUAAAGAAGCUCAUUGACAUCGAGGCGUUAGGCCUUUCAAGGUUAAAAGUACUUCUGCUUGAUGUGCAUCCCGAUGUAAAGGGCUAUUCCUUGUUUACCCUUCCACAAGUCAGAGAUGAAUUCUGGGACCUAUUCAAGAAUUAUUUUUAUCAACCGAUGAUCAAGGGUGAUCUGCGUAUCUGUCUCUACGGUCCAUACCAGAUGGCUGCUCAUUCAAAAGGCAAAAAAGGACGUCCUGUUCCUGAUAAAUAAUAUCUGACGGGAAUCAUUUAUCAUACUUGUCUUGUUUACAAUAUCUUAUACUUAUGAUUCCAUUAUCUUUAAAUGGCAUCCAUUUUGUAUGAAAGGAAUGUUACUAUUAUUAUUAGUACCUUAUUGUUUAAGUUAAAUUUGUCCACACAGAGAGAUUGUAUUGCCUAAAAAAGACCUUAUUUACUUUA